Messenger RNA from Colletotrichum abscissum, 189 nucleotides. Its product is annotated as 40S ribosomal protein S30. The transcript is spliced from 3 exons. The record is from RefSeq and is a predicted model, not a curated record. Gene Ontology annotation, cellular component: cytosolic small ribosomal subunit; ribosome. Bases 1 to 189 code for a protein of 62 amino acids. Gene Ontology annotation, biological process: translation. Gene Ontology annotation, molecular function: structural constituent of ribosome. NCBI's taxonomy places the organism in Eukaryota, Fungi, Ascomycota, Sordariomycetes, Glomerellales, Glomerellaceae.
AUGGGAAAGGUUCACGGAUCGUUGGCGCGUGCCGGAAAGGUCAAGUCUCAGACCCCCAAGGUUGAGCCUCAGGAGAAGAAGAAGACCCCCAAGGGCCGCGCGAAGAAGAGACUCACAUACACCCGCCGUUUCGUCAACGUCACCCUCACCGGAGGCAAGCGCAAGAUGAACCCCAACCCUACCUCCUAA